Molecule: messenger RNA, 3363 nt
Organism: Rotaria sordida
Lineage: Eukaryota; Metazoa; Rotifera; Eurotatoria; Philodinida; Philodinidae
Source: the annotation of a GenBank genome assembly
ACUGGUUCGAAUCGAAUGGAAAUAACUGAAAAUAGUACAUCAGUUGAUGUUGAACAUAAAAUGUGUGCAAAUUAUGAAAAAAAUAUUUGUCGAAAAAAAGAGACAAUUAGAAAAAUUUUUCAAAAAAUUAAAUUACUUCUUGAUGAACUUAAUAAAUAUUUAAAUACAAAAAAAAGUCAAGUUAUAUUUCAAAACGAUCUUUUACAAGAAAAUAAUCAACCGAAUUUUAUUCAAUUACAAUGUCGAACUUUAGAUCAACUUAAAUGUCAUCUUGAUAAUAUUAUACAUAUUGGUUAUGAUCUUGGUCUAUAUGGACUUUUUUUAGGAAUAAUAUCAUUAAAAAAUUAUCUUGAAUCAAAAAAUGCCUUAAUAAACAUAACUGAUAAAGAAGCAAAAGAUUUAUAUGAGAAGAUAAUAAAAAGUCUUGAUUCUUUAAUCAAUAAUGAAUUCAAAAAUUUACCUGAAAAUCGUCAAAUUCUUUAUAGUGAUAAAGUAAUUAGAUUAGAAGAAAUUAUAAAAAAAAAUAGUCUUGGUCAAUGUAUUGUUUUUGUUGAACGAGUAUAUGCAGCAGCAUUUUUAUAUCAAGUCUUAGGUAAAAUCUUUGGUGAUUCUAUUAAAAUUAAAUAUCUUGCUGGUUCGAAAGCUUAUAUUGAUGGUAUAAGUGUUUCAAAUAAAUAUCAACGUGAAGUAGUAGAAGAAUUUCGUCAAAAACAUAUUAAUGUUUUAAUAUCUACAGCAAUUAUUGAAGAAGGUUUGGAUAUUCCAGGAUGCAAUCUUAUUAUUCGAUUUAAUAAACCAAACAAUUUUUCAUCAUAUAUGCAAUCAAAAGGACGUGCAAGAUCACGCAAAGGAAAUGCAUUAUUUGUUCUUUUCCGAGAUGAAUCUGAAUAUGAAGAAUAUGAGUCGAAUAAAGAAGAAUAUCGAAAUUAUGAAUUUAUGGAAAAACUAUUAAAACAAAAUUUUAAAGUUGAUUAUGAUAGUGAUAGUUCUUCUAAUGAUGAUCAUAAUACAUUAAGACCUUAUCGAACUGAAAAUGGAGUCAAAAUUGAUGGCAUACGUUCAAUACAAAUCAUCAAUCAAUAUUGUGCUGUACUCGGCAAUAGUGAAAUUUUAUCACCACGAUUUUGUUUUUAUACAAACGAAAAUAAUAGAUUCAAAUGUAUUCUAUCAAUGCCAACAAAUUGUCCUAUACGAGAAGAUAUUAUUUGUGAAAAUAGUAAUAAAAGAUUAGCUAAACAAGAAUGUUGUUUGAAAAUGGUUGAAAUGCUUCAUAAGAAAGGCGAACUUGAUCAACGUUGUUUACCAAUUCGUCCUGCUCAAUGUUUAACAACCGAUGAUGAUGAUGAUGAUGAGGAGACUGAAAAAAUAUCGUUCGAAAUUAUUGAAAAACAGAGUUCCUAUUUCUUUCAUGAUUACAAUAGUUUAUCUACUUGUUGGCAUUUGUAUAGAAUCAAUAUUUCGAACAAUAAUGAUCUCGGUUUUAUUGUACCUAAUGAACUAAUUAAGUUACCAAAAUUUAAUUUAUACGGACGUAAUGAUGUAUUAACUGUAAAAAUUACGUAUUUGAAACCAAUUGAUUUAAAACCAUAUAAAAAUCAACUUGAAUUUUUUUGUCGAUAUAUUUUUGAAGAAGUUUUUGAUGAUAUGAAUACAGGAUUAGAAUCAAUACUUAAAUUCGAUAUUGAACAUUCUACUUUUAAAUUAUUUCCAUGUCUUUUGAACAAAUCUGACGAUAUUGAUUAUCAACGAAUGAUGACAAUAUGUGAUAGGAAAAAUAAGUUUAUUCAAAAUUUAUCUGAAUUAAAUGAUAAUGAACUUUAUUAUCCUUCGUAUCCAUCAAAAAAACAACUUUAUACAAAUAUCUCUGAUGUUUCUCUUUUGAAACGAGUAACAGAUAAAUGGGAAUAUAAAAAACCACUAGAAACAAUCGAAAAUUAUGCUGAUUAUUACGAACAUAAAGUACCAAAUAUUCAUAUUCAACGAGAUCUUUCAAUGGCUACAAUGAAAGGUUUCCGAAAACCAAGAAUAAAUUAUUUGAAAGAUUCUCCAUUAAAGAAAGAAAAAGAAACGAAUAGUUUAAUAAUUACACAAUAUUCUUAUUAUCCAAUUGAAGUUCUUCAUUAUGGUCCACUCAAUCAAACCGAUUUUGAAUUAUUUUUUAAAUUACCAAGUAUUCUUGUUCGUAUUUCACAAUUAUAUUACAUAGAACAAUUGAGAAAAUUAUUAGCUGAUAAAAUUCGAUCUUAUUCGCUGUUCGAUAAUGAACAUAUGUCAAUUGUUACUUUUGAUGAUUGUCUUACUAAUAUAUUUUCAUCAAUUCCAUCGAAUGUCUUAUCACUGGUUUCUUUUAAUUAUAAUUUUUCAUUAAAAAAUAUUAAUGAAUUUCAACCAUCAUCAAAUUUAAUUUUUCAAUCAAUUACUCGACGUUCAGCAAAUGAAAAUACUGAUAUGGAAAAUUUAGAAAUACUUGGUGAUUGUUUUCUUAAACUAGCAAUAUCUAUGUCAUUCUAUCAUCAAUAUCCAUUCGAUAAUGCUGGUAAAUUAACAUUAAAAAAAGAUAAACAAGUAUCCAAUGAAAAUCUUUAUCAAUUAGCUAAGAAACAAGAAUUAAUUAAUUACCUAUAUGUUGAUAAAUUAAUUUAUGAAGGUAAAGAAGCUAAUUGGAUACCGCCUGGUUAUAAAAUCGAUGAAGAAAUCUCACAGAAAUAUACUAAACAAAAAGCUAAACGAAAAGCAUUUGCUGAUAUGAUAGAAGCAUUAAUUGGUGCAUUUUUAAUUUCGACGAAUUAUAUAACAACUAUGAAAUUUAUGAAAUGGUUAGGUCUUGAUGUAAUUCCAAUCAAUUCGGAAAAACCACCAUCAAUUCUACGUGCUGAUCUAUCUGAUACAAUAGAUAAUGUUAAUAGUAAAAUUCAAGAAUUUUUUAGUAAUUUUGCAUUUGAUGAUAUUGAAAAAAAGAUCAAUUAUGUUUUUAAGAAUAAAGCUUAUCUAAUUGCAGCAUUUACUCAUCCAUCAUAUUAUAAUAAUCGUCUUACUCAAUGUUAUGAAAGAUUAGAAUAUUUGGGAGAUGCUAUAUUAGAUUUUCUGGUAAUACGAUGUAUUUUUGUUGAGUAUUAUAAACAAGUUACACCAAGUCGAGUAACAGAUAUUCGACAAGAUUUGUCAAAUAAUGGUCGUUUAGCAUAUAUACUUGUUUCUUGUGAUCUUCACAAAAAAAUUCUACAUCAAUCACCAUAUCUCUUUACUCGAAUAACAUCUUAUCUUGAAAACCAAACUCUCUUCUCACAAGAGCAAUCUAUGAAGGACAAAUUGAACAAAGUAACAUUAGUUUUCGCGAAUGAAGAUCCAUGGGAUCCGCUUUAG